UUAGCUUCGUCCCCUAUGUAAUGCAAUGCAGAGUAUUUUUACUCUCUCAACCGCCGGUGGUUACUCCCACUCAUCGCCGACACCAAGCAAGCAAGCUGCAUUGGCCCGCCCGCGAUCUACAUGUGCAGCAACGAAUCGCGACUCUCACGCACAGGCGCAAGUACAGCAGCUAGAUCUCGAUCGCACGCAAGCCAAAUGUCAACGUUGACACGCCUCAUCGCCGCCAUCCUCCUCUCGGCCGCCGUCGUCGUCGAGCCACUAGUCUUCGACGUGCCGUCAGGCAGCUCAAAGUGCCUCACCGAGUUCCUAGGCCGCGGCGGGCACUCCCACGUGUCGUACCGCGUGGCGGAGGCCUCCAGCCGCUCCGCGGUCUCGAUGCGCGUGACGGGGCCGGACGGCGAGGAGCUGCACCUGACGGAGGGCGUCGAUGGAGCUGGAGAGUUCAUGUUCGAAGCGGCGGAGGGCGGGAGCUACAUCGCCUGCUUCUGGACUCCCCACUACGAGCGCCGCGCCAUGGUCUCCGUAGAUGUGCAGUGGAACGCCAACAUCCGUGCCCCACACACCGAGGGACCCCUCAUCACCUUCCUCCGCGCCCGCGCCGAGGGACCCCUUCCCGCCGUCAACCUUGCCACUGCCAAGAAAGGAAGCACUGAUUAUAUCGCAGAACUGAAGAACUUGGAGGAUUCUGCUCGACUCAUACAUGAAGAGAUGAUUUCUCUCGGCGGGAGAGAAGGUGAGAUGCAGAGGCUCAACGAGAGCACCGCAGUAAGAAUUUGCUCGUUCACACUGAUGUCUCUGGCGGUCUGCGCCGGGGUUGCCGCAUUGCAGCUGUGGCAUCUAAAGGCUUUCUUUCAGAAACUACGUAUACUCUAGAACUUCGAGCAAAGUGAAAAGGAUGCUCCCUUUUUUCACAGCAAAAGGAUACUCCCUUAACUGACCAUGUAAUCAAGGUUAGAACAUUGUUGUAGAUCCCGUCAUGUAUGUGUGCCCCCUGAACGUCGAUGUCCUUGUUUAAGCACAAUAUUCAGGAAAGCUACCAUUCCAUUCUGAAACGUACGCUCCGUUUCGAAAAAAAAUGUGGAACCUACGUAA
Messenger RNA from Brachypodium distachyon (stiff brome), 1092 nucleotides. Its product is annotated as transmembrane emp24 domain-containing protein p24delta10. The record is from RefSeq and is a predicted model, not a curated record. Gene Ontology annotation, biological process: intracellular protein transport; endoplasmic reticulum to Golgi vesicle-mediated transport; Golgi organization. The transcript has 3 exons. Gene Ontology annotation, cellular component: endoplasmic reticulum; COPII-coated ER to Golgi transport vesicle; endoplasmic reticulum-Golgi intermediate compartment. Lineage: Eukaryota; Viridiplantae; Streptophyta; Magnoliopsida; Poales; Poaceae. The coding region runs from base 121 to 873 and encodes 250 amino acids.